UUUUGUUCUUGUUGUGAGUUGUGACCUUUUGAUUAAAAUAUCUUUAUAGGAUUUGCAAGUAGUUGAUACAACAUCAUUGCACAAACCUUCCUUCAUGAUCCAUUUGUGUGUAGGGACUUACUUUUGCCAGAUUAGAUUACAUUUCUUCGAUGUUUACUCUGGCCCCACUCUCCCACAUGCACUUCUCUCUCUACCCUCUUUCGCUCUCUCUCUCUUAAACCCCAAUCUCUUGCCUAUUUAUGCCACCCUUUGAACAUUCCCCCUCACAACUCCACUUGAUGAAACCAUUUUUUAAAAAUACUUCUUUCUCUACAGACAACAAAAGGCUAAUCAAGAGACUAGUUGAAGCAUAGAUAUAUGGCCAUGGAAGUGGCUGUGGAGCUUGAGCUUGAUGAUGAUGUCUUCUUUGCAGACAUAAGCAAGCAACUCAAUCUCUUAAUCACAGAUGAAGAUGAACAAAACCCUAUUUCACUUUCCUCUUCUGUCUCUUUCCAGGGUUUGUUCAGAGGAAACUACCAAACAUCAGCAACACCAUAUAUGAUGUACAAUGAGCAGAUCAAUUACAACGCAAGAGAGAGCAAGGGAACAGGAGUGUUCAUCCCAAGAUCUUCUCAGCCAAGGAGGAAACAUAAUCAUCAUCCUCAUCAGAAGAAGCAAGGGAGAUUUGGUUCCUUCAUCCCCAAGCAACAGUUUCCUCAUCAUCAUGUUCAUGACUACAAUCCCACAACUCUCAACAACAACAACCAAGAAAGCAUCACCUUUUAUCAUCCUUCUACUAACCCAAGAAGAACCUACAGAGAUGCAGCAUCUCUUUUCACUUAGUCAAUCAAGAUUCAAAGACAUGGAAUUGUGUCAUUAAUUCAUAAUUAUAUAUAAUUCAUUAUUGAUUUUUUAUAGAUUAUGUUUGUAAAAUCAGCAAAUAAUAAGAAUGAAGAAGAAAUCAUCAAUCUAAAGGGAUUUGGUGUGAUUUAUUCAACAA
Molecule: messenger RNA, 979 nt
Organism: Arabidopsis lyrata subsp. lyrata
Lineage: Eukaryota; Viridiplantae; Streptophyta; Magnoliopsida; Brassicales; Brassicaceae
Exons: 2
Coding region: 358-822 (154 amino acids)
Source: RefSeq, a predicted model, not a curated record